Eruca vesicaria subsp. sativa (arugula) is the source of this 1198-nucleotide messenger RNA. Lineage: Eukaryota; Viridiplantae; Streptophyta; Magnoliopsida; Brassicales; Brassicaceae. The record is from the annotation of a GenBank genome assembly.
GUCGUCGCUCACUCUCCGUCUCUCUAAACCCCUUCUCCUUCUCAAGCAAACAACUUCUUCGUCUAGUUUCGUCAUCAACCAUGUCACUUGGAGAUGAUUUUGUGGAAGACGAUGAGAUGAACAUGAGUGAUGAAGACGGAGCAGCAUCUGAUUCUGAAGCAGAGUCUCUUUCAGAUUCAGACAACGAGAUCACCGAGAAGCUAACCGAACCCACAAAGACUGCUGUAUACAACAGAGACGGUCUUCUUGAUAAGCUUCAAGACAUAAGCUGGCCUGAAGAUGUCGAAUGGACUCAUAAACUCACCGUAGAGAUCGAUCAGGGACAAGAAGCCGUUGAUGUAAACGACGACCUCGCUAGGGAGAUGGCAUUCUACACUCAAGCCCUCGAAGGGACGAGGCAGGUCUUCGGGAAGCUCCAGGAGAUGGGGCUGCCUUUCUUAAGACCCGCGGAUUACUACGCGGAGAUGGUGAAGUCGGAUACGCACAUGGAGAAGGUGAAGUCUAAGCUUUUGUAUGAGAAGAAGCAGAUGGAGGAGACGGAGGAGAGGAGGAAAGCUAGGGAUAACAAGAAGAUGGCUAAGGAAGUACAGUCUCAAAAGAUGAAGGAGAGGGCUAAGCAGAAGAAGGAUGAGAUUGAGUCUGUGAAGAAGUGGAGGAAACAGAGGCAGAAGAGUGGGUUUAGUGAGAAAGGUGCGGGGGAGCUUGAUCUUGAGUUUGGUAAUGGCAAGAGUUUUCAGAGAGGUGGUGGUGGUGGUGGUGGUAAGAAGAGACCAGGUGUGUCUCCUGGUGAUAGGUCAGGAGGUAAAGGGAAGUCUGCUUCGAGGAUGAAUAAUAAGAAGAGGGAGUUUAGGGAUUCUAAGUUUGGUCAUGGUGGUAGGAAGGGUUUGAGCAAACAGAAUACUGCAGAGACUACGAAUGAUUUUAAAGGCGGGUUUCGUGGAAGCAAAGCUGGUGGAAGCAACAAGAGACAGAAGAGAUAGAUAAUAUCAGGAUCCUCGCUUCCAUACACACACGUGUAAGACAAAGACAGAACCGACACAAACAUGUAACUAACUCACUACUUUCUCCUUACGGGCAUGAACGUACUACUUUCCCAUUUUCUUUAUUUUAUCUUUUCCUACUACUUUUAUCUCUAUCCUCUGCAUAUUUUUAUUACCCGGAAAAUUACCAAACCCAUUUCCGAAAGACCCAAUCCUUC